GGUGUAAAUUCUAGUCUCAUGUCGUUUGCCCCUCCCUGACUCUAUUUUCCCCUCUGACAGGAAACACCUCCCUUUGCCCAAACUGCUUUUCUAUGGUCUGGUCCCAGUGAGAGAGCCGCUGUGUAUGUGUGAGUACAGAGGGCUGCUGCUUCUGCUGCUUCUCCCAAUGUCAGGCACAGACAAGUGUGAGUAGAGAGAGAAAGAGCGUAUGUUUGGAGCUAAAGCACCUCUCAGCGUUUUGUGCUCCCGCUUCAUCUGACAGUGUGUGAGGUCACUGCGCCUCUGGAUACGGGACUCAUCUUUCCUCCACCAGGACAAUCUAGAUAGAAAUGAUGGUUCGUUAGAAAAGAGGUCAAGGUGAAAUCAAUUUGAGAAGAAAGCAAAAGAAAGGAAAAUCAGUCUGCCAGAUAAAGCCAACAUGAACCCCAUACGGAAGGACAUGGAGCUUCUGAGUAACAGCAUGGCAACUUACGCCCAUAUAACAGAGAACAUGGAGAGCUUCGCGCUGUACUUCAUGUUGGGUGUGUGUUCAGGUCUUCUGCUGGCCCUUGUCCUCCUCAUACUGGGCAUCGCCUGCCGACCGCGUUCAAAAACAAAAACAAAAGCACCCUCCUCACCAGACAAGCGACGACUGAAAGAGUCCAGCGAGGAGGAGGAGGAAGACAAGGAAGAAGACCAAAGUGAGGAAGGAGAUGACGAGGACCUAGAAGUCCCAGAGGUCACUGUGAGUCCCUUGAGCGAUCUGACCCAAUUAAAUGGAACCAUUAAGAGUGUGAACGUGUUUGCUUCAGUGGAGGAGCUGGAGAGAGCCAGGAGACUGGAGGAGAGAGAACGGAUCGUCAGGGAGAUCUGGAGGAAUGGACAGCCAGAUAUACUCGUCACCGGCACAGGAACACUCGGACGUGUUCACUAUCACUAGUAGUGUUUAUGUGCUGGACGCAGUUGCUUCAUGCAGAUAUGGAAUGCCACAGGACAUUUAUCUGUGCAACAGAUUUGGGUGUAACGUACCUUUAAAAUGGGACGGAUCGAGUACACUCUUAAAAAUAAGGCUUCCAAAGAGAGGUUUUUACAGCGAUGCCAUCGAAGAACCAUUUUGUAUUUCCCAAAGAACCUUUUAGAGAUUCAUUUUUUCUUAGUGCGAAGAACAUUAAGUUUCUAAGGAUGUUAAAAGUUCUUCACUGAACCACUGAUGCCAAUAAAGAAAUGUUAUUUUUAAGAGUAGGUCUACAUUUAAUCCCCAUAAUUCUGUUUUGAAGUUGUUUUCACAAGCCCUUGCUAAAUGAUCAAGUUUUGACGGAUCCAUUUUUUUCUUUUGCAUUUUUUAUAUAUAAUUACAUUUUAGCACUUAAUGUUUGUGUAUAUAUAUUGUAUGUAUUUUAAAAUUAAAAUAAAACCAAAGAUUUUUACCUAAUUCUGACACACAUGCAUUAUAAAUGAGAAAGUAGCAUUCGUGUCAUGAAGACAUCCCAAAAGCCAGGUCACACUUAUAACGAUAACUACAGUAGUAUAUUUGCAUCCAAACCAAAUGCACGGUAAAGCCUUACUGGAAGUCAGUGUACAAUCAGAGUGAUAACCACGUUAAAAAUAAAUAAGUCGUGUGGAUUCUGAUCUGAUUGGCUAUCCAUGUUUUUUAUUGUUUAUCAGCAGGGGAACAAAAAAUAUUUCUUAAAGUGAUUCCAAAGUAUCGCCCUUGUGACAUUGUUAUAGUUCUGUUGUAAACUUUCAUAUAAUAGGCCUAUGUAUUUUUAUAACUUUCUUUAUCUUUAUUAUCAAGUUAAUCCACCUAGAACAGUAGGCGCCCAACAAAAUAAAUAAUUUAGUCAAAUUUGCAGCUAAAAUACACAUUCUUCAGAUAAUAAUGAGGCACAGAAAACAUAACUUUUAAACCCUCUAUAAUGUUUUAACACUUUACUUUUAAAAUUGACCAUUUACUUGAACUUAUUUAUUUUGGCUUCCAAUUCUAUACUUGGCAUCAUAAAAUGGAGGUUCUUUGCAAAUGUGAAAUUGAACAGAAAAAAAAAAUUAAGAAUAUCAAGUGCACUUUACUCACUGUUUUCCAUCUGUCACUGUAAAUCAAGUGUCCAAUCCUGCUUCUGGAGGGCCUCCUUCCUGCGGAGUGUUUAGCUCUAAUCUUAAUCACGCACACAUCUGAACCUGCUAAUCAUGGUCUUCAGGAUUACUAGAAAUUUACAGGUUUGUGUUUCAGCAGGUUGGAGCUCAGCUUUGCAGGAGCAAGAUUGGACACACUGAAACUUAAAAUGUGUAAAAACACAAAAGAGUCCUGCAGUGCAGUAUAACAAAUAUAUAUACAGGUGCAUCUCAAUAAAUUAGAAUGUUGUGAAAAGGUUCAUUUUUUCUUGUAAGUAUUUCAAAAAGUGAAACUUUCAUAUAUUUUAGAUUCAUUGCAUGUAAAGUAAAACAUUUCAAAAGUUUUUUUUGUUUUAAUUUUGAUGAUUAGAGCUUACAGCUCAUGAAAGUCAAAAAUCAGUAUCUCAAAAUAUUAGAAUAUUUACAUUUGAGUUUCAAUUAAUGACCAUCCAUACAGUAUAAAUUCCGGGUAUCUCUUGUUCUUUGAAACCACAAUAAUGGGAAAGACUGCUGACUUGGCAAUGAUCCAGAAGACGAACAUUGACGCCCUCCACAAAGAGGGUAAGUCACAGAGGGUCAUUACUGAAAGGUGUGGCUGUUUACAGAGUGCUGUAUCAAAGCAUAUUAAAUGCAAAGUUGACUGGAAGGAAGAAUUUGGGUAGGAAAUGUGCACAAGCAACAGGGAUGACUGCAAGCUUGAGAAUACUGUCAAGCAAAGCUGAUUCAAACACUUGUGAGAGCUUCACAAGGAGAGAACUGAAGCUGGAGUCAGUGCAUCAAGAGUCACCACGCUCAGACGUCUUCAGGAAAAGGGCUACCAAGCCACUUCUGAACCAAAGACAACAUCAGAAGCGUCUUACCUUGGCUAAGGAGAAAAAGAACUGGACUGUUGCUCAGUGGUCCAAAGUCCUCUUUUCAGAUGAAAGUAAAUUUUGCAUUUAAUUUGGAAAUCAAGGUCCCAGAGUCUGGAGGAAGAGUGGAGAGGCACAGAAUCCAUGUUGCUUGAAGUCCAGUGUGAAGUUUCCACAGUCAGUGAUGAUUUGGGCUGCCAUGUCAUCUGCUGGUGUUGGUCCACUGUGUUUUCUGAUGUCCACAGUCAAUGCAGCCAUCUACCAGGAAAUUUUAGAGCACUUCAUGCUUUAAAGAGCACUUUAUGGAGAUGCUGAUUUCAUUUUCCAGCAGGACUUGGCACCUGCCCACACUGCCAAAGGUACCAAAAGCUGGUUCAAUGACCAUAGUGUUACUGUGCUUGAUUGGCCAGCAAACUCGCCUGACCUGAACCCCAUAGAGAAUCUAUGGGGUAUUGUCAAGAGGAAGAUGAGACACCAGACCUAACAAUGCAGAUGAGCUGAAGGCCGCUAUCAAAGAAACCUGGGCUUCUAUACCACCUCAGCAGUGCCACAAACUGAUCACCUCCAUGCCACCGAAUUGAGGCAGUAAUUAAAGCAAAAGGAGCCCCUACCAAGUAUUGAGUACAUAUACAGUAAAUGAACAUACUUUCCAGAAGGCCAACAAUUCACUAAAAAUGUUUUUUUUAUGAAGUAUUUUUUCUUAUGAAGUAUUCUAAUUUGUUGAGAUAGUGAAUUGGUGGGUUUUUGUUAAAUGUGAGCCUAAAUCAUCACAAUUAAAAGAACCAAAGACUUAAACUACUUCAGUCUGUGUGCGCAUUGAAUUUAUUUAAUACACGAGUUUCACAAUUUGAGUUGAAUUACUGAAAUAAAUGAACUUUUCCAUGACAUUCUAAUUUAUUGAGAUGCACCGGUAUAUAUAAAAACUGUGAAUUUAAUCAUGAAACAGCUCAUAUCACAUUGCGUAACUAGUACUACCUCUUCAUAAAAUCUCUAAAAGGCUCCAGCUGUUGAGAGCAGCUGUUCCCACCAUUGUAUCUUGCAAGGCCAAUGCAACUCGAAACAAAAACAAGAUGACGUUUACCAAACAGAGGACGGGUUUUAUUUCAAAUUUACCAUGGAGACUGAAAGCACAGAGUUAACAGAUUGUAAAUGUUAACAGAAUGUCGAGUCACAGCAUUACAGUACUGUCAUCACAAAGCAGGAUUUCUAAGUUGAAAAAGCAGUCGAGUCCCCCAGUUAUAUUCUUACAGCACAAGUGAACAGUGCAGCGUACAGAGAUCAAUGGAAGAACCACAUGAUCUAAACAUGCAGCAUGAACUAUUUUACAAUUUGUUUGAUAGUUUAACACAAUGCAAUAAAUGCAUCCUUAUAAGCUUCGUCUUGCAUGUUCUAUUAUCUACACUUUAAAAUCUGAUGAAUGAUAAUCUAAAACUUGACAAUGUUUUGUUGCUCAAAAUAGAAAAAAAAAAAAAUUACACUUCACAAAGUAGACCAUUUUUUUUAGUCAUUAGUGGCAUAAUUUAAGGGAAGAAAGUUAACUAAAUUGGAUUUUAAAUAUAGCUGAGAACCAAUUGAUAGGAAGAAUAAAUCUGUACAUUUUUAACAGACAAUUUUCUGGAGAAAAUCGGCCCAGUACACAGUGUAUUGGUCCACAAGGGAUAUGCGCCAAUGAGACUGAACCAUACACCAAAAGGGAAGAAAUAUAAAAAUUGCAGCAUGUAUGAAUGAGUUUACAUGCAAUUCCAAACAGAAAAGAAGAAAUCUACUGGGAAAAAAAAAAAAAAAAAAAAACAAAA
Molecule: messenger RNA, 4735 nt
Organism: Onychostoma macrolepis
Lineage: Eukaryota; Metazoa; Chordata; Actinopteri; Cypriniformes; Cyprinidae
Gene: eva1bb
Product: eva-1 homolog Bb (C. elegans)
Exons: 3
Coding region: 419-919 (166 amino acids)
Source: RefSeq, a predicted model, not a curated record